This is a messenger RNA of Helobdella robusta, 420 nucleotides long. RefSeq lists its product as hypothetical. The transcript has a single exon. The coding region runs from base 1 to 420 and encodes 139 amino acids. The record is from RefSeq and is a predicted model, not a curated record. NCBI's taxonomy places the organism in Eukaryota, Metazoa, Annelida, Clitellata, Rhynchobdellida, Glossiphoniidae.
AUGAAGAAGACUCAGGACGUUUAUUUUAAUAUAGAGUAUAACGAGGAAUUGAUAGGAAAAUCGAGGUUCUCAAACAAAGUUUUCGAUAGCGAAAUAAACCACAGAGACUUUUACAUCUCGGCUAAUGCUGAUAACAAGAUUUACAAGCUACCCUACGUGAAGGAGAAGUUUGUUAAUGAGGAAUGCACGAUCUGCGCCGAGGAGUUCAGCGAUGGAUCGUUCGUAAGUGAGCUGGUUUGCCGACACGCCUUCCACGUCGACUGCAUUGACAAGUGGUUUGAAAAGAAGACAAACUGCCCGUUCUGUCGCCGAAAAAUAACGACAUCGUGCGAUUUCUACCACUGCCAAUCGUCUAUAGAGUUGGAAGAUGGCACAAAAUAUGUAUUCAUCAGUGUAAGGACUGAGAGACGAUUUUAUUGA